AUGGUUGUUAUGUCUUUCAAACAUGGUCUGUGCCCGGAAAGUAAGUUGAGACAGUCACUUACCAAGCGCCUGGCCACAGCACUGAAAGAUUUGCGUGUCAGGAUUGAGCAGUACGCUCACCUCGAAGAUGACCAGAUCCCCAUCGAGGUAGCAUCAACAGAACAAACAACUCAGCACAAGAAAAGAACAGACCAAGGGGAACACCGGGGACUCACGGUGAAUGAGGUGGAUAACUCCAAAUCUCAUGAAGCAGUCGUGACCGUAUUCAAAGAACCAAUUUAUCGUAUUUUGGAAAAGAUCAAGAGAGAGCCCUUCUUUAUUUGGCCGCCGAAAAUGUUAGGAGAUCCAGCUCAGCGUAAUCAGAAGCUCAGAUGCACUUAUCACCAAGACAGGGGGCAUAUGACUCAGAAUUGCAGAGCACUGAAGCAACACUUGGAAGAUCUGGUAGCAGUUGGACACCUCAGAGACUACGUUGAUCAGGAUAAAGCGGUUGCUGAACAGGGGAACCCACCACCAGAGCCAAACGUCGAGCACCCUCCUCGGCUGGUAAUAAAUGUGAUCCAUGGAACAACAACCCAGGAGUGCGAAGAGGCACUGAAAGAAGAAAUUGCUAAGGCUGUGCAAAUUCAGCAGGUCAUGUCAGUAGGGCUUGCGUCAAAAAAGGUACGCACAGUACCCAAGUCCCCCUUGUGCACUGUUUCAUUUACUAUAAAGGAUUUAGAAAGCAUUCAACACCCACAUACCGAUGCACUGAUUAUAACUGUGGGAAUUAGGAAACGGUUCGACGUGAAAUGUAUCUUGGUAGAUCAAGGCAGUGCAGCAGAUAUAUUAUAUUACAACUUGUUCAGAAAGCUCGGUCUCUCCGAGUAG
This is a messenger RNA of Camellia sinensis, 870 nucleotides long. The record is from RefSeq and is a predicted model, not a curated record. Lineage: Eukaryota; Viridiplantae; Streptophyta; Magnoliopsida; Ericales; Theaceae.